AUGGCCGGCGUUACAUAUUACCACAUUGUAUGUGGAUGUGUAGCCGUUGUCGCGUCAGUGACGCUAUCCCUUGUCUUGGCCGCCGACGUCGCCGUUGAGUCGACGCCUGCAGUGUCAACUACGAGUCACACAUACCUGGAAAGGCUGGUUAAAAGGGUCAGCGGCAGCUUCGCCAGCUGCUUCGAGGUCGGUAACGCCAUUUGUCUUGGGAAGCAAGUGAUUACCACUCGGGCACCUGAACGAGGCCUGGUGGCGUUCUGGACGUUUGACAAGCUCUACCCGAUCGACGAGAGUGGCUAUGGCAACCAUAUCGUCGACCACGUCACUGCGGGUCCGCCGUCAACAGGACACGGCAGCAGCGCGACGUUCGAUGAAGACACAGGCUGUCGUGUAGUGGCCAGCCCUUCACUCGAAGUAGCGGAGUUCACUCUCAACCUGCGGCUGUACCUGCUAGACAGCAACUCGCUUGGAUUCCGCAACGUAGUAUCGCGAAGAAGCUAUUCGGCUCAAUCGCCGACUGUGAUGCUGUACCCGCUGAGCAACAAGCUGUCCGUACGGGUCUCUACUGAAAACUCGGCAAAUGAGGGCCUCACGUCCAACGCCGCUAUACCGAUGAGGCGCUGGACGCAGUUAACGGUGGUUGCGAAGGGCAAGACGCUGAAGCUGUAUGUGAACGGCAUGCUCGACUCCGCAAUCGCUCUGCGAGGCGAACUGGUGCCCGGUUCAGGUGACCUGUAUUUAGGUCGGAAAUUCGACACCCCCGGUUUCAAUGGGUACUUGGACGACGUGAAGCUGUACAACUACGCGCUUGGCCCAGGGCUAGUGGCGGCAUUCGCCAAUCCAAGCCUCACCGGUUUUGGUGCGCCGUUCCGGGUGCAGCUCGCUUCCACCCGGUGCACCCUCCAGGAGGCCAAUGCAAACGGGUUUUGCGCCCCCGGUUGCCGCCUUUGCACUCUGGACCAGCUUUAUCGCAGUGCUGCGCACCGCGGUGGUGUUCGGACGGUCGCAAAGCGCACGCGCCAGGUGCAGAGUGCGCUCCAUGGACGCCGGCUCAUCUUUCCUGAAACACCGUGA
This is a messenger RNA of Babesia bigemina, 1074 nucleotides long. RefSeq lists its product as hypothetical. The record is from RefSeq and is a predicted model, not a curated record. Lineage: Eukaryota; Apicomplexa; Aconoidasida; Piroplasmida; Babesiidae. The transcript has 8 exons. The coding region runs from base 1 to 1074 and encodes 357 amino acids.